UCGCGCCUUUUAGACGUAAUAUCUACACUACGCUUCACCACACCCACACCGCGGAUUUUGAGGAGUUCAAGUGGAUUAUCCAGAAUGGGAGCACCGACGUCUGGUAUGAGAAACCGGGACCCUCAUCACUGAAGCGAAUGGCCACACUCGGGCAUGAUAACCUCCCGACGCUUGAGAACUCCCAACCGAUCAGCCUUGAGACGCCCAAGAUAUGGGCGUCUGCCGCUCUGACUACACCUGUUGAUGACGACAUAUACGAUUGCUCAUGCUGCGACGGGUUUUCAGCCCUGGACGAAGCCGCAUCGGCCAUUGCAGACCUGAAACGGGAGGAAAGGGGAUCGAAUUUCUACCGAGACGUCCUCGCUUCCAUUCGCGAAAGGAACAGUGGAGAGAUCAGAAGACACAGUCGCGACGCAUCCGAGAUCGGAAAUUCUAGUGAGACCUGGUUGCCAUGGCCCUUCGAUCGUGUGGUAAAGUCCUCCGGGAUCCGGAUUGGGAAGAUGACAAGAUGCUUCGCGAUCUUGGCCGCGGUAAGCAUGAUAAUGCCCGCAGCUGCAAUGGAUCACGAACUCGUUCCUGUGGGGGCAUCCGCUGUCACCGCUGCCGCGGCGGCCGCAGGCGCCGCUGCAGCCAACGUGGUCGAUCCAAAUCACAUUCCAACAGUUGCAGCUGGGACUUGCACCGGAAUCCUCUUCCUUUGCGUAGGUUACCUGACAGGAGCGGCCAGGAGUCUGCUGGGGCCAUUGAUGGGGAUAACGAGUGUGCUAUGGUUCAUCAUGCGUAACGAUGCAGCGAUCAAGCCGGGACUCUCGUGGAUGAUCUUCGGUGCAUGGUCGAUCGUUACUCUCACAUAUCUGUCGCUGCAAUGCCUGAGGGUGACGUACCAUAAAGUAUACAUGCUCAUGGUCACGGGCUUUGCCGGCAUAUGCCUAUGCGUCGUCGCAUUAGUGCAGAAGUCCUCGAUAAAGGGUGGAAUAGUCACCGCUAUUCCGCCCUGCGCCUCAUUCGCGGCGUAUGCUGUUGCAUUCUGCUUUCCGGAUCGCCCUCGCCGCCCACAGCUACCGAUUGUGGAGCACGAGAGUUACUAGCUAAAAGAGAUCCGGACGCUUAACUCGGCCGUAGGGUUUGAGUUGGCUAAUGGUUUUGGUGUUAUCUAUUCUAUGGGUGGACUCUGUCUUAUUUGCGCUACCGGCUGCAUGGGUGGUAAUUUGUUUAUGCUCGGGGUCAGCCUAACCUGGCCUCGAUUCUCAUUAGUACUGCAAUCUACGGACUUUUGCCUGGGGAUAUGAAGUGCAAUUGGAAUUGCACUUGAUUGUGCGGGAGUGGAAGACCUUACCUGAUGACCUUCACAACAGGAUAGCCGCUGAAUCGGCUUCGGGAAACGUCAUUGAAGGCCACCAAGCAGACAUUAAACUGUCGCUUCAUCAGCAGAAAGUCGUGCUUAAG
Messenger RNA from Trematosphaeria pertusa, 1446 nucleotides. RefSeq lists its product as uncharacterized. Lineage: Eukaryota; Fungi; Ascomycota; Dothideomycetes; Pleosporales; Trematosphaeriaceae. The record is from RefSeq and is a predicted model, not a curated record. The coding region runs from base 138 to 1088 and encodes 316 amino acids. The transcript has 3 exons.